This is a messenger RNA of Penicillium verrucosum, 600 nucleotides long. RefSeq lists its product as uncharacterized. Bases 1 to 600 code for a protein of 199 amino acids. NCBI's taxonomy places the organism in Eukaryota, Fungi, Ascomycota, Eurotiomycetes, Eurotiales, Aspergillaceae. The transcript has 3 exons. The record is from RefSeq and is a predicted model, not a curated record.
AUGCGUUGGGAUACCCUGUCGACCACGGUCCCUGGCUUCUGCCUGGAUCUACGGCCAGGGGCAGGGGUUAGGGCUAAUAUCUGUAUCCGUAUUGCGAAGCCAACCGACCAUACAUCUAAGCGCACGUGGUACCAACCUACGUGCCGCUUCCAGGGUCAUCCCACGAGCGGAGGAGGUACAAAAUACGAUGCAGUCAGCCAGCAAGACAAAGCCAAACAGAAAGCGAUACUAGACGUCAACACUCUUGGACCCGUGCGCCUCUUCCAAGCUACUCUCUCUCUCUCUCCUUCAGAAGUCAUCAUCUGCUCGUUUCAUCCUGGGCAGCAGUCUGAUGGGAACGACUGCAGUGAUCGAAGAUUUUCCCUCAAGAUUCCGCCUUGCGGGCUAGCAAGGCGGCCGCGAACUACUUUACACUACCUUGGCUAUGUACCCUGGUGCGAAGACAAAGGCUGGAAGGCUGCUCGAGCGGCAGGCUUUCCCGGCGCCUUUAUAGAGGUUGAGGAUAACAUGAAUGUAAUUAUCACGAAGAUUGAUGGACUGGCCAAGGGGAACGGCGCGGGAGAGUUCUGGAACAUCGACGGCACCACCAUCGGCUGGUAG